AUGGCUGCAUCUCCCCAUCCCUCACCUCCCCAUCCCUUCCCUACCCAUCCCUCAACUCCCCAUUCCCCCUCCCCAUCCCUUCCCUCCCCAUCCCUCAACUCCCCAUCCCCGCCUCCCCAUCCCACACCUCCCCAUCCUUCAUCUCCCCAUCCCUCGUCUCCCCAUUCCGCCUCACCUCAUUCCGCCUCACCCCAUUCAACCUCACCCCAUCCCCGCCUCCCCGUCUCUUCCCUCCCCAUCCCUCUCCUCCCCAUCCCUCAUCUCCCCAUCCCGCAUCUCCCCAUCCUACAUCUCCCCAUCCCUCAUCUCCCCAUUCCGCCUCACCCCAUUCCGCCUCACCCCAUUCCGCCUCACCCCAUUCCGCCUCACGCAAUUCCGCCUCACCCCAUCCCCGCCUCCCCAUCCCUUCCCUCCCCAUCCCUCACCUCCCAGUCUCUCAUCUCCCCGUCCCUCACCUCCCCGUCCCUCACCUUCCCAUGCAUACCCACUUCGUCCCUCAUCUCCCCAUCCCCACCAACCGUGACGUGCAAUCCCCCUGUCGUCCACUCUCACUCCCUCACUCCCGUCGCCCACGCAAACUCUCUUUCCGUCGCCCAGCUCACCAAUCCGCCUCACCCCAUUCCGCCUCACCCGGCGUUCCCCCGCCCCCUCUCUAUCCCCUCCUCUUCCCACCCCAUCUCUCCUCACCUUUCCCCAUCCAUCCUCUCCCCAUCCGUCCUUUCCCCAUCCGUGCUUGAACCCAUCCGACCUCCUCACCACAUCUCCUCCUCACCCCAUCUCCGCCUCACCCCAUCUCCUCCUCACCCCAUCUCCUCCUCACCCCAUCUCCUCCUCACCCCAUCUCCUCCUCACCCCAUCUCCUCCUCACCCCAUCUCCUCCCCACCCCGUCUCCUCCUCACACCGUCUCCUCCUCACCCCAUCUCCUCCUCACCCCAUCUCCUCCUCACCCCAUCUCCUCCUCACCCCAUCUCCUCCUCACCCCAUCUCCUCCUCACCCCAUCUCCUCCUCACCCCAUCUCCUCCUCACCCCAUCUCCUCCUUACCCCAUCUCCUCCUCACCCCAUCUCCUCCUCACCCCAUCUCCACCUCACCUCAUCUCCUCCUCACCCCAUUUCCUCCUCACCCCAUCUCCUCCUCACCCCAUUUCCUCCUCACCCCAUUUCCUCCUCACCCCAUCUCCUCCUCACCCCGUCUCCUCCUCACCCCGUCUCCUCCUCACCCCAUAUCCUCCUCACCCCGUCUCCUCCUCACCCCAUCUCCUCCUCACCCCAUGUCCUCCUCACCCCAUCUCCUCCUCACCCCAUCUCCUCCUCACCCCAUUCUCCUCACCCCAUCUCCUCCUCACCCCGUCUCCUCCUCACCCCGUUUCCUCCUCACCCCAUCUCCUCCUCACCCCGUCUCCUCCUCACCCCGUUUCCUCCUCACCCCAUCUCCUCCUCACCCCAUCUCCUCCUCACCCCAUCUCCUCCUCACCCCAUCUCCUCCUCACCCCAUCUCCUCCUCACCCCAUCUCCUCCUCACCCCGUCUCCUCCUCACCCCGUCUCCUCCUCACCCCAUAUCCUCCUCACCCCGUCUCCUCCUCACCCCAUCUCCUCCUCACCCCAUGUCCUCCUCACCCCAUCUCCUCCUCACCCCAUCUCCUCCUCACCCCAUUCUCCUCACCCCAUCUCCUCCUCACCCCGUCUCCUCCUCACCCCGUUUCCUCCUCACCCCAUCUCCUCCUCACCCCGUCUCCUCCUCACCCCGUUUCCUCCUCACCCCAUCUCCUCCUCACCCCAUCUCCUCCUCACCCCAUCUCCUCCUCACCCCAUCUCCUCCUCACCCCAUCUCCUCCUCACCCCAUCUCCUCCUCACCUCAUCUCCUCCUCACCCCAUUUCCUCCUCACCCCAUCUCCUCCUCACCCCAUUUCCUCCUCACCCCAUUUUCUCCUCACCCCAUUUCCUCCUCACCCCAUUUCCUCCUCACCCCAUAUCCUCCUCACCCCGUCUCCUCCUCACCCCAUCUCCUCCUCACCCCAUCUCCUCCUCACCCCAUCUCCUCCUCACCCCAUUUCCUCCUCACCCCAUUUCCUCCUCACCCCAUCUCCUCCUCACCCCGUUUCCUCCUCACCCCGUCUCCUCCUCACCUCGUCUCCUCCUCACCCCGUCUCCUCCUCACCCCGUCUCCUCCUCACCCCAUCUCCUCCUCACCCCAUCUCCUCCUCACCCCAUCUCCUCCUCACCCCAUUUCCUCCUCACCCCAUUUCCUCCUCACCCCAUUUCCUCCUCACCCCAUUUCCACCUCACCCCAUUUCCUCCUCACCCCAUUUCCUCCUCAACCCACCUCCUCCUCACCCCAUCUCCUCCUCACCCCAUCUCUUCCUCACCCCAUCUCCUCCUCACCCCAUCUCCUCCUCACCCCAUCUCCUCCUCCCAAGUCUCACCAUCCCUCAAAUAUCCCCUUCACUCACAUCCCCAUCCGUGUUGCUCUUCUGUAAACAUGAAGGACGGGGUUGACGCGGAUCAUAUGAGUGUGGGCGUUCGAACUGCCACAGGCUCGUUGUCGAGGGCGCCGCGACACAAUGGGAGGCACCAUCUCCGCCCCACCCCACUCCGCUUUCCACCGUCUCCGCCCCACCCCACUCCGCUUUCCACCAUCUCCGCCCCACCCCACUCCGCUUUCCACCGUCUCCGCCCCACCCCACUCCGCUUUCCACCAUCUCCGCCCCACCCCACUCCGCUUUCCACCGUCUCCGCCCCACCCCACUCCGCUUUCCCCCAUCUCCGCCCCACCCCACUCCGCUUUCCCCCAUCUCCGCCCCACCCCACUCCGCCCUGGCCCACUCUUCCCCACCAUAUUCCGCUGCACCCCAUCUCAAGAGCACCCCAUUCCGCCCCACCCCAUCUCAAGGUCACCCCAUUCCGCCCCACCCCUCAAAAUCACCCCAUUCCGCCCCACCCAUCUCCACCCCACCCCAUCUCUGCCUCCCGCUUGUAUCCCCCAUACCCUCGAUCCUAG
Messenger RNA from Closterium sp. Naga37s-1, 3000 nucleotides. Lineage: Eukaryota; Viridiplantae; Streptophyta; Zygnematophyceae; Desmidiales; Closteriaceae. The record is from the annotation of a GenBank genome assembly.